This is a messenger RNA of Camarhynchus parvulus, 972 nucleotides long. It is a transcript of the gene ATP1B4, whose product is annotated as ATPase Na+/K+ transporting family member beta 4. Gene Ontology annotation, cellular component: sodium:potassium-exchanging ATPase complex; nuclear inner membrane. Gene Ontology annotation, biological process: sodium ion transport; regulation of DNA-templated transcription; potassium ion transport. NCBI's taxonomy places the organism in Eukaryota, Metazoa, Chordata, Aves, Passeriformes, Thraupidae. The transcript has 8 exons. The record is from RefSeq and is a predicted model, not a curated record. The coding region runs from base 1 to 972 and encodes 323 amino acids.
AUGGCCAGCAACACCAGUACCAGUGAUGUGGAGGGCCAGCUCAGGAGCCCCAGCCAGAAGGUGGAAAAUAAGCAUGAGGAGAAGGUCCAGGAUCCUGACAGAGAGAAGCGCGAGCCCAAGGCAGACAUGGGGAGCAAAACCUGGGCAGACCUGGCUGGGGAGAUGAAGAUUUUCUUGUGGAACCCGGAGGAGAGAACAUGCUUGGGGAGAACAGCCAAGAGCUGGGGCUUGAUCUUACUGUUUUACUUCAUCUUCUACACGUGCCUGGCGGGAAUGUUUGCCUUCUGCCUGUAUGUGAUGCUGCUCACGCUGAGCCCCUACACGCCCCGGUACCGGGACCGUGUGUCCCCACCAGGAGUGAUGAUCAGACCAUACUUGAACGGCUUCACCAUCGCCUUCAAUGUCUCCCAGCCCAGCACGUGGCAGCCCUACGUGGACAGCAUGCACCACUUCCUAGCAGCUUAUGAUGACAAAGUUCAGGAGGAGAAGAAUAUCGAGUGCGUCCCAGGCCAGUACUUCAUCCAAGGGGGGAGCGACAGUGAGGAGAAGAAGGCCUGCCAGUUCAAGCGCUCGCUGCUGCAGAACUGCUCUGGCAUCCAGGACCCAACGUUUGGCUACUCCAGAGGCCAGCCCUGCAUCCUGCUGAAGAUGAACCGGAUCAUUGGCUACCGCCCUGGCGCCGGGGUCCCCGUGAGCGUGGAGUGCAAAGUGCAGAAAGGCAAUGAGAGUCACCUCAGGUCGGUGGAUUUCUACCCUGGGAAUGGGACAUUUGACCUCAUGUAUUAUCCCUACUACGGCAAGUUCACCCACGUCAACUACACAUCCCCACUGGUGGCUAUGCACUUUACAGAUGUGCAAAGGAAUUACUUGGUCCCCAUCCAGUGCAGUCUGAAUGGGAAAGGAAUUAUCAACGACCUGAACAGCGACCGCUUCCUGGGCCGAAUCAUCUUCACACUCAGCAUUGGGAAGUAG